Messenger RNA from Prorocentrum cordatum, 5382 nucleotides. The record is from the annotation of a GenBank genome assembly. Lineage: Eukaryota; Dinophyceae; Prorocentrales; Prorocentraceae.
AUGUCCUCCAGUGGGCAAUUGGCGGGCCAGGCGAUCGGUUCGGUCGCUUCGGGCACGAUCUCCGGCACUGCUCGGCUGGUGAGCGGCUGCGCAGCUGGGGCCAGGAGUGCUUGGACAGGAGCGCGCGCGGUGGAGCUCGUGCCGGAGACUGCCGCCGAGCCCCACGAGGCGCCAGCUGUGCUCCGCCCCAGGGCCCUCGAGGAGUACUACGACGCCUCGGAGGCAGGGAGCGCGAGCGCAGGAGCAGCAAGAGCAGCAACAGCGACUGCGGAGCUCAUGACGGAGUUCCGCCGGAUGCGGCAGGAGCUGAAUGACCUCAAGGCCGAGAACCAGCGCCUUCGCGAUGGUACCGCGGACGGUGCGGAAGGCAGAAGGGAGGCGGAGGACCUUUUCCUCCUCAUCUCGGAGCUCAAGGUGUUCAGGGCGAUCUUCUUGGAGCUGCGGGCGUUGGAGGGCUCGGAGGAGUGGGAGGCCAAGGAGGAGAAGUUUUUGGACCACCCGGAGGCUGCGGAGGACAUCCAGGAGGCUGCGGAGGGCAUCCAGGAGGUUUCGGAGGGCAUCCGGGAGGCCGCGGAGGACAUCCAGGCGCAGGAGGACCUGAGCGCCCCGAUGGCUUUCCAGGAGCCCCUGGAGGAGGAUCCCCGGGACCCCCUCCCCCGCCGCCACCUUUCGGCAGUGUUGCUGGACCCGCUGAUGGCGUUGAAGGCCGCGGAGCUCCCGAAGUUGGAGUGGAAGGGAGGUGUCAAGGAGAAGCCGGGCAUCUUCGAGAGCUGGCUUCAACGCAUCACCAUGGACCUCGGCGGCAUGCACUACCUCAUCGAGCGGUACUGGGAGAAGGUGCUGGAGGUCGUGCAGGACGCCUACAUGAGCUAUCUUCGGCAUGGGCCGUUGGAUCGCCCUGCGAUUCGUCCUGCUCAGCCCCGUCAGUGGAUUGAUGCCGGGCUGGACGCUAUAAAUUUCAACAGUUGCGAGUUGAGGUUAAGAGGGAUCUUGAUGGCGUUGGUGCCAGAUGGCGUCAGGCAGGCGUGCUUGAGCACGAGGCAGACGGCGACCACCGACAUCGUCUUCGCCGCCUACGUGGACGCAGGCCCGGGGACAGGAACUGACAAGGACUUCACGCUGAACGCCGUGGACACGGCGAAGGAGGUGGAUACGAGGCUGGUGUACGAGGAGUUGCAGAAAUGGAAGUUCGCAGCGACUCGUCUUGCUCGGAUGGGCGUGACGCCGCCGGACCCGAGUCGACAGCUGGCCUCGCUGAAGAAGAUCGUCAACCGGAUGCUCGAGAAGGACCAGGAGGUCAAGCACCGGUACUUUGCGUUCAUCGUGAGCCGCAACAUGACAGGAGGUCUCAUCAGCCAGGCUCAAGUGGAUGAGUUGUGGCGCUACCUGUCGGCCGAGGCUCGCGAGUUCGCCGGCGUUCGCCCUGAUAAAGAGAAGUUGGACCCUGCUGCCAAGGCCGCCAGAGCGGAGGCAGCACGACUCGCUAGAGCCUCCAAGGGGGAUCCGAAAGGAGGUAAAGGGGACCCCAAAGGAGGUAAGGGCGACCCGAAGGGCAAGGGCGACAAGGGCGGCAACGGCGGCAAGGCCAAGACCGACCAGAGCGCCUCCGGGAGCCCUCCCAAGAAGGUCUGCACGUUCUUCGAGACGGCCGAGGGCUGCUCGAAGGGGGCACUGUGCACGUUUGGCCACCGCAAGUUGGCCCCAAGCGAUGGGAAGUGCUUCAACUGCGGUGCGACGGCUCACAAGUCGUCGGAGUGCACUCGGCCAAAGGCGGCGGCGAAGGCAGCGCAGGCCCCUCCCUCGAAUGCCCAGGCGUCUUCCCCGACUCCAAAGACCCCGACGGGCACGGUCGAGCAGGUCGCGGCGCAGACGGCCCGAGCUGAAGCUCGCGCCGAGCUGUUGAGCCUGCUGCAGAUGGGGGACGCGCUGCAGCCUCCAUCGACCUCGCGGGCUGCUGUUGCCAGCGAUUUCUGGGACUCGGUUCCGAUGUCCCCGGAGGCCUCUCCGAGAACAUCCCGCACGGGCGGCCCCGCUGCGAGGACAGUGAGCGUCCGCGCGAAGGUGAUGACGGCCGGCGGCAAGCGGAUGCUGCUGGCGGAUACCGGAGCCACCCAUGAACUUCGAGGGGUGCGGGACCUGACCGACGUUCACCCCCGAGCUCACGACGUGAGGCUGAAGACGGCCACCGGAGAGCAGCCCGCCAAGAUGCACGAGGAGAUCGUGUACGUGAAGGGCGAGGGCCUCCAGGGGCUGUUCCAGCUGGCAGCAUACAUCGAGCAGCUGGAGCUCGAGAUGGUGUGGAACACCGCGGAGUGCAAGGUUCGCAUGCGCGAUGGUCGGGAGUUGCAUCUUCAUCGCGAUGGCGGCUCGAUCUAUAUCUCGGAGGAGGACGCCGACGUGCUCAGGACAGCGCGGCGUGCGCAGCAGAGGCACAAUUUUCGAGCGAGGCUCGUCGCCUUGGCUCGCAACCUCCAUGGGGCGGCCGAGCUUCAGAGGCACCGCGAGGAGGGGCACUUGAAGUUCCUCGCUUCGUGCAGGGUGUGCCGAGGAGCGGCAGGGCGUCUGAGGCAGCACUUCAGGCACGAUGUCUCUACCAGACCUGGUGGCCAGCUGAGCGUUGACCUCUCGGGCCCUCACUUGCCAGAGAGGUGGCCCUCAGGGCGGCCAGAGGACGCCCCGAACCAGACGGAGAUGGAGGUGUUGCGGAAGCGCGAGGAGGAUGCUAAGAGAGGUGUUGCUGCUGGAGGUGUUCUUCAGGACGAGGGGCAGAGAGCAGAGAGCAGUGGUGACUUAGCUGCGCGAGUUGCCGCCGCGUUCGGGGUGGAUUCCUUGGACGGGCUCUGCUUGCCGGUGAACGCGGCGGCUAACAAGCAGGCUUCGACUUGCAUAAAGGCCCUCGAGCGCAUCAUCGCCCAGAUCCACUCCGAGUUCGAGGGCGCGGACGUGGUGUACAGGAUCCACGGGGACCGGGCGAGCGAACUCACAGGGGCGCUGUUGAAGGAGCACUUCGCCAAGAAAAAGGUGGUGGUAACAUCCACGCCUGGCUUCGAGGCCGAUGCAAACGGCCGCGCCGAGAAGGGAGUGGGCCUCGCGAAGCUGAGGGCUCGCGCAAUGCUGUUGUCCUUCGAGAACGUGGAGGACCGCCAGGCUGCGUGGCCGAUGGCAGUGCAGCAUGCGGCAUGGUGUAGCCGCAUGGAGGCGCAGGGGCGCGAAGUGAGGUGUCCUGCAUUUGGCGACCAGGUGACGUCUCGCGUCAAGGACGUGCCCCGGUCGAUGAUGUCCGAGAGGGCCGUGGAGAAUAUUUUCUUGGGCGUGGACGGCGAAUCGCCCAACGCGUGGCUUGUUGGUCGCAAGAACGUAAAGCAGAAGCGACCAGAGCUCAAGUGGAUCAUCGAAUCUUCCAGCUCAUUUGUGAAAGUGCCCACGGAGGAGCUGGCGCGAGGAGGGGGGCCAGGAGAUGCAGAGGAGAGCGAGGAGGCAACGAGGUCUGGAGGAGGACCGGCGGCAGCAGGAGAUGAACGUGACGAUCGUGAGGACGUUCUCGGGGAGACGCUGGCGGUGGAGGAGCUUUUGAUCGUGGCGACGGUGAUGCAUACUCGUGCCCAGCUUGCCGAGGGCGUCAUGUGGCUCACACUCGCGACCACCGUUGCCGACGAGGCCCAGGAGGUGCUGGAGCGGCUCGUGCGGCUUCGUCCCAUGGCCUUCCUGUCAGCCUUCUGGUACAUCAUGAUGUUCUUCGAGAUCGCCCAGAAGUCGGUGAACGCCAGCUUCGGCGAGGAGCGCGAGGGCUGGAGACAGGCGCUCCAGGAAGAGCUGGACUCGUUGCGGGAGAAGGACGUGUUCUGGCCCCUCGGUGCUCGAGAGCGCGGUGGCCUCCGUGCCCAGGGCAUACUGCCGAUGUCGACGGUGUUCGCCAAGAAGCCUCCUGACGAGGCCGGUCUCCGGAGGAAGCGUGCACGAGCAGUGGCAUGUGGAAACUUUCAGCCGGUCGUGGGCGAGAAGGAGCUCUACACCGCGAGUGUCGACAUCGGAUCGUUGCGGGCGUCCCUCGCCCUGGCUGCGACGAGCGGGUGGCACGUCGGAGCUCUCGACGUCAAAACGGCAUUCCUCAACGCCGACCUCCCCGUCGACCACAGGGAGAUCUUCGUGAAGCCGCCGGCAGCUUUCGUGAGGUUCGGCCUGGUGCCUCCCGGGGAAGUGUGGCGAGCCCAGAAAGCGAUCUAUGGGCUCCGGGCAUCGCCCCGAGCAUUGGCUGAGAAGCGGGACCACGAGCUCCUGAAGAUGACGGUUGAGCUCGAUGGCCGCCGAUGCCGGCUGCAGCAGUCGUCUGCCGACCCAGCUGUUUGGGCGGCUCGCGACCAGGAGACCGACGAGACGUUAGGCCUCCUCCUCGUGUCCGUGGACGACUUCAUUCCAAUGGGCCCGAAGGGCUUGGUUGAGGCCCUCAAUGCUGCAGUGUCGGAGGUUUGGGCCACGAAGCUCCAGGGAGUUUUUGGGCCGUCGGAGCCUGGCGUGCUCAAGUACCUCAGCGUCGACAUCAACGUUGGCCGCGAGGGGAUUUCUCUGUCGCAGUGCGAAUACACCGAAGACAUGCUCCAGAAAUGGGGCCUCGGCGCAUGCACGCCGACCGGAGGCCUCAACCUCGAGCGCGAGUCUUUCGAGAACUUCGAGGACGACGCGGACGACCCCCCAGAGACGGGCCAAGUCCGGCUAGCCCAGAGGACGGCUGGAGGCCUCCUGUGGCUGGCAUCGCGAACUCGGCCAGACAUUUCUUUCGCUGUCAGUAGGGCCGCUGCGUUGUCCACCAGGCGCCCCGCCGAGGCCCUCAUGAUAGGCAAGCGGGUCCUUCGAUACCUGGCUGGCACCCGUGGCUUCGGUCUGUUUUACGCGGCGGGCAGCGCGGGUGACACCGAGGAGUCCGACAAGAUUGCGCUCAAGGUCUACACCGAUGCUUCGAUGGAGGAGGCCAGCGCCCAGAGCGGGGUGGUGGCCACCAUGUUCGGCCAGGUCGUGGAUUGGAGGAGCACCCGCCAGGCGGUGGGGCCACUCAGCACCGCCGAGGCGGAAGUCGAAGCAAUUGCGGUCGGGGAGAGGAUGCUGGGAGCUACGACGGCUACCUUGGAGUCGCUGGGAUUCCCAGUGUCGCCGGAGAUGCUCGGCGACAACACGGCUGCGAACUUGGCGUCGUCAGGGCAGGGGUCGUGGAGGACCAGGUCUCUGACUACAAAAGUGCACGCGGUGCGCUCGCGCGUGCAGAGAGGUUUGCUGAAGAUUACUCAGGUAGGCACCGCUGACCAGCGCGCCGAUGGGUUGACCAAGUCAGGCGGCCCGAAGGCGAUGUCAACUUUCAGGUCACACCUCGGGCUGCGCUCCGUAGUGUGA